AUGUGCUUAAGUGAGAGCACCUUGACAUCACCUCCCAGCUCAUUGUUAAAUGCAAUGAAGCUAUCUCCACGUGGUACUUCCUCAUCAAAUUGGCGCCUAAGAAUAGGAUCCUCAUUUGUAAACAGUGGUGGUUCUGUUUACACUGUCUCCAAUCUGAUAUAUCAUCCAGGUUUCCAGAUAUACGUCCAAAAUAACGUUGGUAUAUUCAGAUUAUCGUCUCGAAUAGUUUUUGGUAACAAUGUACAGCCUGGAAGAUUUGCGAGCGCUAACUAUAUAGUAGCUGACAAUCAACCCGUUUGGACUUACGGGUGGGGCGCUACAUCUAAUAAUGGCCCCAUCUCAAAUCAACUGAGACAUGUCCAAAUCUAUACAGUGAAUCAAGAAAUUUGCAGGAGUAACUAUAACAUACUUUCCAUGCGUGUCACUGAAACUGAAAUGUGCGCGGGCAAUUUGGAGCAAGGUGGUCGAGAUCCUUGCCAAGGCGAUUUCGGUGGUGCAUUACUUCAUAAUGGCAAUGUCGUUGGUAUUUCGUCUUGGGGUCAUGUAUGUGGCUCACGACGUUAUCCAGCUGUUUAUACUCGUGUACCUAGAUUCAUCGAUUGGAUUGUGGCUAAUGCAUAAAAAAUACACUACUGUGUAGAUUACUACAGAACAUACAAGAGAAAAUCUGCAUGAAUUAAAUGGAUAAAUGUUUAAUUUGACUUUUGUUAAAAGCACUUGUUUAUUAAAUUCAAUUAUUCUAA
This is a messenger RNA of Melitaea cinxia (Glanville fritillary), 743 nucleotides long. Its product is annotated as trypsin, alkaline B-like. Gene Ontology annotation, biological process: proteolysis. Lineage: Eukaryota; Metazoa; Arthropoda; Insecta; Lepidoptera; Nymphalidae. The record is from RefSeq and is a predicted model, not a curated record. Bases 1 to 621 code for a protein of 206 amino acids. Gene Ontology annotation, molecular function: serine-type endopeptidase activity. The transcript is spliced from 3 exons.